AUCAGAUCUGACACAUCUCAACUCUCAUCACACACACACGCAGACACACCGAGCCGCGGCCUCUCCUCGGGCUUGUCCGCGCAGAUCAGCAUCUUACAUCGGUUUAAAACAGCGCGAGCAGCCGCCGGUUCGAGCGGGACUGGAGCCGAGGAGCGCGUGCCGCCGCCCCGACCGCCGUGUGACGGUUCACCGCCUCCGGUACCGAGCGUUACCGCGCCGCCCCGCGCCGUGCGUGACCCCGGGGACAGCUGCCGAGAUUAGCAGGAAGAGACGCGGAGCGGCGUCGCCAUGGCCGGAGGACCGAGCCCCCCCGGGCUGCUCGUGCUGCUGUGUGUGCUCUGGCACCGCGGAGGAGCCUUCAACCUGGACGCGGACCAGCCGCUGGUCUACUCCGGGCCCCCGGGCAGCUACUUCGGCUUCUCCGUGGACUUCUUCAAGGCGCCCGACAACCGAAAUUCGGACGUGCUGAUCGGAGCUCCUCGAGCCAACACCAGCGCCGGCGCCGUGUUGGAGAGAGGCGCCGUCUACAGCUGCCCCUGGAGGAGCUCUGCCGCCUGCCGCCAGCUGCAGUUCGACCAGGAAGAUGACAGGGUGAGCUCAGAAGGAGUCCAGAUGGAGUUUAAAUCCAAGCAGUGGUUCGGAGCAUCGGUCCGAUCUGACGGAGAACACAUCCUGGCCUGCGCUCCUCUGUACCAGUGGUCCACCUUCGGCGUCUCUGAGCGCGAGCCGGUGGGGACGUGCUACCUGAAGAAAGGAGACACCGUGGUGGAGUACUCGCCCUGCAGAUCCAACGCCAACUCCCCAGAGGGACAGGGCUUCUGCCAGGCUGGCUUCAGCGCCGGCUUUCUGAAGAAGAACAACAGGGUGGUGGUGGGAGGACCUGGAAGCUUCUACUGGCAGGGCCAGCUGAUCUCUGACGACGUCUCUGAGAUCCUUAACCGCUUCGAUCAGAAAUACAUCACUCCCUACGGGAAAACGCUCACCACCAAGUCAGCUGCCGCUCAGUACGACGACAGCUACCUGGGAUACUCCGUCACAGUUGGGGAUUUCAACGACGACGGAAACGAAGACUAUGUGACUGGAGUACCCCGAGGGGACAAGGCGCUGGGUUAUGUGAACAUCUUCAACGGCCUCAACAUGGAGUCCAUGGUCAACUUCACCGGCACUCAGAUGGCGGCUUACUUUGGACACUCGGUGGCUGCUUCAGACGUCAACAACGACGGCCUGAUGGAUUUGUUGGUGGGAGCUCCUCUCUUCAUGGACCGAGGCUCAGACGGGAAACUGAGGGAGGUUGGACAGGUGUCUGUGUAUCUGAGCCGAGGAGGAUUCUCCUUCCACUCACCCCAGCUGCUGACUGGAACCGAGGUCUACGCCCGGUACGGCUCUUCCAUCGCGGCUCUGGGAGACGUGGACAUGGACGGCUUCAACGACGUGGCUAUCUCUGCCCCGUACGGCGGUCCUGACCACCACGGGUUGAUCUACAUACACAACGGCCGCCCCCAGGGGCCCGACUCCACGCCGUCCCAGGUUCUGCAGGGGAAGUGGGCGUCCAGCUAUAUGCCCGCAAGCUUCGGAUACUCGAUGACUGGAGACACUGACAUUGAUCAGAAUGGAUAUCCUGAUUUAAUAGUGGGAGUGUUUGGAGCAGACAAAGCAGUUUUAUACAGAGCCCGUCCAGUCAUCACGGUCAACGCCACGCUGGACAUCACGCCACAGAUCAUCAACCCGGACGAGAAGACCUGCAAGCUGCAGGACAGCAAUACAGACGUGUCAUGCUUUAAGGUGAAGUACUGUCUGAAAGCCAGCGGCCGCGGAGCUCCAUCCACCCUCAGUUUCCAGGUGGACCUCACGCUGGACCGGCUGAAGCAGAAGGAGUCCACCAAGCGCGUCCUCUUCCUGUUCGGCCGGACCUUCCAGUACACCAAGAACAUGAUGGUGACCAAUGGCGGGAGGCCCACCUGCGAGGAGCAGACGGUCUUCCUGAGGGACGAUCGCGAGUUCCGGGACAAAAUCACUCCCAUCUCGGUGGCCAUGGAGUACUCGCUGGACCUGCAGCUGGCGGCCGACCAGACGGGCCUGCAGCCCAUCGUGGACAUGUCGACGCCGUCCAACGUCACCAAGCAGGCUCAUAUCUUGCUGGACUGUGGAGACGAUAACAUCUGUAAACCCGACCUCCGGCUGUCGGUGAAGAGCGAUCGGGAGCAGAUCUACAUCGGAGACGAUAACGCCCUCACUCUGGAGGUCAGCGCCGAGAACCAGGGCGAGGGGGCGUACGAGGCCGAGCUGCACGUCUACCCCCCGCAGCAGGCCGACUUCACCGGGGUGGUGCGCAGUCAGGCCCUCAGCAGGCUGUCCUGUGCCUACAAGAAGGAGAACGGCACCAAGAUGGUGGUGUGUGACCUGGGGAACCCCAUGAAAGGAGGAACCAAGGUGCUGGCUGAGCUGCGGUUCAGCGUCCACCAGCUGUCCGAGGAAGACACGUCCGUCAGCUUCGACCUGCAGAUCGUCAGCUCCAACCAGUUCGACAACACCAGUCCUCGAGUGUCCAGCGUCACCAAGCUGGCCGUGCUCGCUAAAGUCUCCAUCCGAGGGUCUUCGUCUCCUGGCCAGGUGCUGCUCCCCAUCGCCAACUGGAAACCCAGAGAGCCUCCGGUGGUGGGGGACGACAUCGGACCGCAGAUCGUCCACGUCUACGAGCUCCUGAACAACGGGCCCAGCACGUUCAGCAAGGCGGCGCUGGAGGUGGAGUGGCCGUACCAGUACCGCAACGGCUCGCUGCUCUACAUCACCAGCUACGAGACGGAGGGGCCCAUCAACUGCACCACCGACGUGGAGAUCAACGCCCUCAACGUGUCGACCCCGCUCACCUCCCAGAAGAACAACGGUUCGAUUCCACCCCGGGAGCGAGAGACGGAGGGACGCAACCGGAACCACGUCCGAAAGAGAGACCUGGAGACCAGAGACUCGCUGGGGGACCUGUACACACUGGAUUGCACGACAGCGGAGUGUCUGCGGCUGAAGUGUCAGGUGGGACGGCUGGAAAGGAGGAAGAAUGCCAUCCUCUUCAUCUACUCCAGACUGGCUGUCAACAACUUCCUCCGGGCCGAGAACCAGAACCGUUCCUACGUGGUUCGGUCCACCGCCUCCUUCAGCGUCAUCGAGAUGCCGUACAAAAACAUGGCGUCGGAGCUGCCGUCCAACAGCACGACCGUGAGCGUGUCGGUGAUCUGGGUGGUGGACUCUGCCCAGCCGGUCCCGGGCUGGGUGGUGGCUCUGGCCGUCCUGGCAGGACUGCUGCUGCUGGCGCUGCUCAUCUUCAUCAUGUACAAGCUGGGCUUCUUCAAGCGAGUGCGCCCCCCGCAGGAGGACUGCACCGAGAAGGAGCAGCUGCAGCCGGAGGAGAACGGCAACACCGACGCCUAGAGGUCAAAGUGCAAAUAACUGAAACCAGGGUAAAAAAAAAAAAGAAAAGCAAAGAAAAAAAAAAAGCCUGAGAGAGAUUUUCACUGUAUUGAUGGGAGAUGAGAUGAGAGAA
Molecule: messenger RNA, 3535 nt
Organism: Salarias fasciatus (jewelled blenny)
Lineage: Eukaryota; Metazoa; Chordata; Actinopteri; Blenniiformes; Blenniidae
Gene: itgav
Product: integrin, alpha V
Exons: 32
Coding region: 289-3423 (1044 amino acids)
Biological process (GO): cell adhesion mediated by integrin; cell-cell adhesion; integrin-mediated signaling pathway
Cellular component (GO): external side of plasma membrane; integrin complex
Molecular function (GO): integrin binding
Source: RefSeq, a predicted model, not a curated record